AUGUGGUUACUGAUCUCUCUCAUUUCGACAUGUCUUCUAUUCCAAUCAGUGUCGGCACAUGAGGACACUGAUCCCGAGUUGAACAUGAAUACGUCCCAAAUCAUCGAGCGUUGGGGGUACAAAGCCGAGGUGCACACCGUCACCACAUCCGAUGGUUAUAUUUUGGAAAUGCAGAGGAUUCCUUGUGGAAAAACCAAUGUAACAUGGCCGAAUGGAAAACGUCCGGUUGUCCUUAUGCAGCAUGGACUACUGGCGUGUGCAAGCGAUUGGGUGGUCAAUUUGCCGGAUCAGAGUGCAGCAUUCGUCUUCGCCGACGCCGGAUUCGACGUGUGGCUUGGUAACGUCCGUGGCACCACUUACGGCAGAAAACACACCUCGCUCGACCCAUCGGAAACCGCAUUCUGGCAAUUCAGUUGGGAUGAAAUGGCGGAAUUCGAUGUGACUGCGAUGGUGGAUCAUGUGUUGGCAAUGACUGGACAAGACAACUUGUAUUAUAUGGGACACUCUCAGGGAACACUGAUUAUGUUCACUAGACUGGCGAAGGAUACGGAUGGAAGUUUCGCGAAGAAGAUUAAGAGAUAUUUCGCAUUGGCUCCGAUUGGUGCGGUGAAGAAUAUUAAGGGAUUCCUGUCGUAUUUUGCACACAAGUUCUCGCCGGAAUUUGAUGGAUGGUACGACCUGUUUGGCUCCAAAGACUUCCUCCCGGACAACUGGAUUACCAAAAUGGCGACCAAAGACAUUUGUGGAGCCUCCGAGGCGGAAUCGGAGAAGUGUGACAAUGAGCUCUUCCUAAUCGCCGGACCAGAAAGUGACCAGUGGAACGCUUCCCGUACCGCUGUCUACACCUCCCAGGACCCUGCUGGAACAUCCACUCAGAAUAUUGUUCACUGGAUGCAGAUGGUUCGUCACGGACGGGUUCCCGCGUUCGAUUGGGGGAAGAAGAUAAAUAAGAAGAAGUACGGACAGGACACACCGCCAGAGUAUGACUUUGGAGCCAUUAAAAGAACGAAGAUCCAUUUGUAUUGGAGUGACAAUGAUUGGUUGGGAGACCCGACGGAUAUUAAUGAUUUCUUGUUGAAGGAGUUGAAUCCGGCGGUGAUUGCGGAGAAUACGAAUCUCAAAAACUUUAAUCAUUUGGAUUUCUCGUGGGGAUUGAGUGCGACACCCGAAGUUUAUUUGCCCGCGUUGAAGACUUGUACAGAUGAUUAUUUGGGGAAAUGA
Caenorhabditis remanei is the source of this 1221-nucleotide messenger RNA. RefSeq lists its product as uncharacterized. The coding region runs from base 1 to 1221 and encodes 406 amino acids. The transcript is spliced from 5 exons. Gene Ontology annotation, biological process: lipid metabolic process. Lineage: Eukaryota; Metazoa; Nematoda; Chromadorea; Rhabditida; Rhabditidae. Gene Ontology annotation, molecular function: hydrolase activity, acting on ester bonds. The record is from RefSeq and is a predicted model, not a curated record.